This is a messenger RNA of Adineta steineri, 1989 nucleotides long. NCBI's taxonomy places the organism in Eukaryota, Metazoa, Rotifera, Eurotatoria, Adinetida, Adinetidae. The record is from the annotation of a GenBank genome assembly.
AUGUCGUUUUCAAAACUACUCUUUCACCUAUACUAUAUAUUUGGAUUUCUUUUAAAUUUUCAUACUAUAUCAACUUGUCUUAUACUUAAUGAUGAAAUUUUUUGUAAAUCAUCUAAUUUUUAUCAUUAUAAUCCAUCAUCAAUUAAUAAUAGUGUAUUAAUAUCUCGUUCAACAUUUCAUUUAACAAAUACUUAUUAUUCCGGUAUUCUUACUGAUAAUAUUCAUAAACUAAUUAUUGAUGAAUAUCCAUAUAAAACAUUUCAAUUCCCAUUUAGUUCGUCAUUAACACUUCAUAGUUUAUCAAUUGAACAUACAAAUUUAAAUCUAUUUCCAACAUGGUUAUGUACACAUAAUAAAAAUUUAUCAUUUAUUGAAAUUGAUUAUUCACAUAUUGAACAAAUAUUAAAACAUGAUUUAAACCUCUGUUCAAAUCUACGUAUAUUACGUAUAUCAAAUUCAUAUUUAAUACAAUUUACAAAUUCGUAUAAUAUUUCCAUCUCAAUAGAAUAUUUAUAUUUAAAUAAUAACAAUUUAACUAAAAUCUCCUAUGAAAAUGGAUUAAAUUUAUAUCAAUUUCCUUAUUUACAUAUUCUGGAUUUAUCAUAUAAUCAAAUAAAAUCUACCACAUCCGAAGACUUUAAUCAAACAUUUUCUUUAACAACACUUUAUUUAUCAUAUUGUAAUUUAGAAUUAUUUCAAUUGAAUAAUAAAAAAUAUUUAACAUCGUUAGAAAUUCUUGAUUUACGUGGUAAUAAUAAUUUACAAACGAAUAAAAAUUGGUAUGAUUAUUUACCUCAUUUAAUGAAAAUUUAUUUUCCAUACGCACAUUUUUGUUGUCAUUUUAAAAAUGAAAGAAAUUUACUAACAAAUGAAAAUGAAAAAAAUCUAUUUUCAAUAUCGUUUCAUUCCGAUCCAGUUUGUUUUCCAUUACCAGAUCAAAUGACACCAUGUGAAUCAUUAUUUUCAUCAAAUUUUAGUCGAUUAAUCUUUUUUCUGAUUGUAUUUAUUUCUGUUAUAUCAAAUCUUACUGCACUUAUUGUUACAAUAUUUCGUUUAAUAACAUCAUCUUAUAAUCGAUGGUCAAUAUCAACAUUAUUCAGUUCAAAUUUAGCUUUAGCUGAUUUUAUUUCAUCGAUUUAUCUCAUUUUUAUUGGUAUUAUUGAUAUACAUUUUCAUGAAAAUUUCUAUAUUAAAACACAAUUAUGGACAAAAUCAUAUUUAUGUACAUUUGCAGGAUUUAUUUAUAUAUUCGGAAUACAAUCAUCCAUUUAUGCAUUAACAUUAUUAACAUUUGAACGUUUUUAUACAAUUUUAUUUUCAUUUAAACGUCAAACACAAUGGCCAUCAAAAUUUACUUUAAUAAUUAUAUCACUGGGUUGGUUUAUAAGUCUCAUAAUUGCAUCAUUACCAUUAAUUAAUAUUAAUAAUUUCCAUGCUAAUUCAUUAUGUGUACCAUUUCGUAUAGAAAAUUUAUUUGAUCGAUUCUAUUUAUCAUUAUUAAUUAUAGCUGAUCUUUGUUUCAUUGGUAUAAUUAUAACAUGUAAUGGUCUUAUAUGUUUUAAUUUUAGUAAAUCACAUGUUCAUACAUUAAAUGAUGCACGAGCAACAUUAAAAAUUCUUACAUUAGUUAUUGCUAUAUGUAUAAGUCGAUUACCAUUGAUAAUAUUUAUUUUUUUUGCUUUAAUUAUUCAUCCGAAUUCAUCAAAUAAUGUUAAUAAUUAUGGUUUUCAUUUUAAUAAUAUUAAAUUAGCUAUUCUUUUUUUACAACCAUUUAGUUCAUGUUUUAAUCCAUUUAUGUAUUCAUCUUUAUCAACAUUUAAAUGGUCAACAACAACUGGUUUUGAACGACCAAAACCAAAUAGAAAAUCAAUGGAAUUUUCUCGAUUUCGUUCGAAAUCAGUUGGUUUUAAACGUGGUUAUCAUCCAUUACGUAUGAUGUCGAUAACAUCACUUGACUAUCGAUUUUCUUCAUUAACAGAUACCUCAUAA